AUGGCUACCGCCUUAACUAGCCUCUGUAUAGUAUGCGACACAGUUAUUUCUCAUUCGCGACGAAUGGGCUCCGGUCUCUCUGGCCACCCGUUCGCUGACUAUCGUGGUCGUCGUUCCAAAGACUCCGCUCCAAUAGAUGCUCAAGAUAGGAGAGAUGAACGCCCUAGAACUGGUCGUGGCCCCCCAGAAAAUGGACAAUCCGGAGCGGCAGGCUUGGAUGACCUGGAACUUGCCGACUUCCCAGUCACCGGGCGCGGUGCUAGAACACUGCGGCGUUUUAAGCAAGGAGAAAGGAUUCUCACGAUUCCAGGUGACAGCCUCUGGACAGUCGAACAUGCAUACGCCGAUCCCAUUCUUGGGCCAGUCCUUCGCUCUACACAGCCGCCCUUAUCAGUCGAAGACACCUUGGCUGUAUAUCUUCUCUUUGUGCGAUCGCGUGAGUCUGGAUACGAGGGCCCGCGAAGCCAUGUGGCGGCGUUACCCGCGAGGUACUCUUCAAGCAUCUUCUUUGCGGAGGAUGAGUUAGAAGUUUGCGCUGGAACCUCACUCUAUACCAUCACAAAGCAAGUAAAUCAAAGAAUCAAGGACGAUUACAGGGGAUUACUCAUGCGAGUGCUCGGACUGCAUCCAGAUCUUUUCCCACUCGACCAAUUCACCAUCGAAGAUUACAAGUGGGCGCUCUGCACCUUCUGGAGUCGUGCGAUGGAUUUCGUACUUCCAAAUGGAAAAGCGCUUCGAGUUUUAGCACCCUUUGCAGAUAUGCUAAACCACUCCCCUGAGGUUAAGCAAUGUCAUGCCUACGAUCCCUUAUCUGGAAACCUCUCUGUCCUUGCGGGGAAGGACUAUGAAGUCGGAGAUCAGAUUUCUAUAUUCUACGGGUCUAUUCCAAAUAAUCGCCUUUUACGUCUCUAUGGCUUUGUCAUAUCUGAUAACCCUAACGAUAGCUAUGAUCUCGUUCUUUCAACGCACCCUAUGGCGCCUUUUUUUGAGCAAAAGCAGAAGCUCUGGGCAUCAGCCGGACUUAAUUCAACCUCUACCAUCUCCCUUACUCUUACUAAUCCUCUACCGAAGAAUAUCCUUCAAUACCUCCGUAUUCAGCGAUUGGAUGAAUCAGAUCUCAUUGCCAUAGCGCUUCAGAAACUCAAUAUAAAUAAGAAAAUCAGCAAUUCGAAGGAAGUGGAAGUCUUGCAGCGAACAGCGAGUGUUGAGAUUGGCGAGAAAGAGAGCCGAGCAUUUGUUAGCCGCGGUGCAGAGCGGGAGGGAGAGGGCUUUGUCAUCGCCACCGGCGCGAUGCGCAAAUUGCGAAAAGGUUUCUGUGCCGUUAAUGUUGUGCGGGAGGUGUAA
Messenger RNA from Trichoderma gamsii, 1344 nucleotides. Its product is annotated as set-domain histone methyltransferase-9. Gene Ontology annotation, molecular function: protein binding; protein-lysine N-methyltransferase activity. NCBI's taxonomy places the organism in Eukaryota, Fungi, Ascomycota, Sordariomycetes, Hypocreales, Hypocreaceae. Gene Ontology annotation, biological process: peptidyl-lysine monomethylation. Bases 1 to 1344 code for a protein of 447 amino acids. The record is from RefSeq and is a predicted model, not a curated record. The transcript is spliced from 5 exons. Gene Ontology annotation, cellular component: nucleus.